This is a messenger RNA of Cryphonectria parasitica EP155, 776 nucleotides long. Its product is annotated as GTP cyclohydrolase II. The record is from RefSeq and is a predicted model, not a curated record. Lineage: Eukaryota; Fungi; Ascomycota; Sordariomycetes; Diaporthales; Cryphonectriaceae. The transcript is spliced from 2 exons. The coding region runs from base 16 to 756 and encodes 246 amino acids. Gene Ontology annotation, biological process: riboflavin biosynthetic process. Gene Ontology annotation, molecular function: GTP cyclohydrolase II activity.
GUCACCGGUACCGAGAUGUUCCUCCAUCUUUACACCAACGACGUCGAUAAUAAAGAACAUCUUGCCAUUGUUUUUGGUGACAAUAUCAGGAGCAAGAGUCUGGACGCCCCCAGGCCCGGUGAGACCGAGACGGACCGUAUGGUCCGCGGCGCCUACGUUGGACGUCUCUACCCUGGGAGGACCACCAGCGGCAUGAUGGGUCCGGAACAGGUCGAAGGCCCCCCUGCGCGGAACAGCGAUAUUCCCUUGGUGCGCAUACACAGCGAGUGUUACACGGGCGAGACGGCCUGGUCAGCACGCUGCGACUGCGGCGAGCAGCUUGACGAGGCCGCGAGGCUGAUGUCACUGCCAUCUAACCGCGCCGGGGGUGUCAUUAUCUACCUCAGGCAGGAAGGCAGGGGAAUCGGCCUGGGGGAGAAGCUCAAGGCAUACAACCUCCAGGAUCUGGGCUCCGACACUGUUGAGGCGAACCUGCUGCUGAGGCAUCCUGCCGACGCCAGAAGCUAUGGCCUGGCCACCGCCAUGCUGUUGGAUCUGGGCCAGGACGAGAUUAGGCUGUUGACGAACAACCCUGACAAAAUCCGUGCCGUCGAGGGUCCGAACCGGGAGGUCGUCGUCAGGGAGAGAGUUGAGAUGGUCCCCCUGAGCUGGAGGGGACGGGGAGGUUUCCGGAGUAAGGAGGUGGAGGGUUAUCUCAAGACCAAGAUCGAAAAGAUGGGGCACAUGUUAGACAUGGAGUCAAUACCAGGUAAAUAAAUAAAGUAAAACUUGCUGCC